GACACACAGAGUUUUGUUAUUUAAGAAAAGAAAAUGGAUGUAGAAAGGAAGAAUUCCUCCCUCACUCAUUUCACACGUUUAUUCAUUCAUUCUUAAUUAAAAUACUGAAGUUGAAGUUCCUACCCUAAAUAACCUAAUAAUGGCUUCAUCAUCUUCAACAAUAUCCUGCAACCUCAAAUUACCCUAUAAAAAUAAUCAUAUUAACACUUUUCUCUUCCUCGUAUUCUUCAUAUGAAGCAGGAGGACAACCUCGACAACCAAAUUAAUCGAAGAGAACUCAUAUUGAGGAGCAGUGAAUUAGCAACCCUUGGUGCCAUAUUCAAUUUCAGUGGAAAGAAGCCUGAAUAUCUUGGAGUUAAGAAAAAUUCACCAGCAUUGGCUCUGUGUCCAACAACUAACAAUUGUGUGUCAACCUCUCAGAAUGUCAGUGAUCUCAUCCAUUAUGCUCCUCCUUGGAACUAUAACCCUGAAGGUAUGAAAAGUCCUGUGAACAGAAAAGAGGCAUUGGAGGAAAUAAUAGAAGUGGUAAUAAAUCUAAUUCUAAGCACAAACAAUGUGUGUCUUGGGAGAUAUUUCCAAAAUAUUGGAUAAUAUAUGUAUGUAUAAUUAAUGGUAAUUGACAUGAUUUAGUUGUUAGUUGUGUUCUAGAAGCAAAUCUAGUAUGUCUUCGAACCAAGGAUUGUAUGUUCUAGAAGCAAAUCUAGUAUGUCUUCGCGAAACAGAGGCACUGUUUUGCCACCAGACCAGUGCAAUACUUCAGUAAAUAAUUAUAUGUUAUAUGUAUAUAUCCCUUCGCGAAACAGUGGUAGAACCAAGGAUUGUAAUUCUUUCUCAAGUGACAUUAUUUUUCUUAUAAAUAGGGUCACUUUGGACAAUGGAGACACGAAUUCAAGUGAUUGCCAUCCA
Molecule: messenger RNA, 906 nt
Organism: Cicer arietinum (chickpea)
Lineage: Eukaryota; Viridiplantae; Streptophyta; Magnoliopsida; Fabales; Fabaceae
Source: RefSeq, a predicted model, not a curated record